AUGGCGAGCUUCGUUGGCUUCCUGUCUGGAGCAGACAAGUACGGCCGCUGGGUGCCCGACAGCGAAAUCACCGCCAGCGCCUACCUGGGCGGCUCCACCGUCGACUUCUCCCAGGCCCUCUUCCAACACCCCGUGAUCACGAUCUCCAGCACUGCCUUCAUGGGCAGCGUCACCCUCAUCGUCCCUCCCGGCGUGGCAGUGGAGCAAGACGGCUCCGCCAUCUUCGGAGGCUUCGGGGACGCCGGAGGCAUUUGGUCCAGCAGCCAGAGCUCCGGUAUGGCGGGCCGAGCACCCAUCACGCUUCGCGUCGUGGGCACCGCAAUGAUGGGCAGAGUCAACGUGGUCGUGAAUCCCAGGGCACCGCCUGCCCAGUUGCUGAGCCAAGAAGAGGUGACCAGGAUUUUGCGAGAAGUGCCCGCGGCCCCAUCCACGACGGUCUCCGACCUCCUGGAUGAAGCCUUCAAGGCGCACGGCAGUGGCGGCAGCUACCCACAGCCAGAUCCACGGCAGGCACUGCUGCAAGGACUCGCGGCCAACGCAGCCGCAGCUGCCGCGGCCUCCCACAAUCACAACAGCGUACCGGGUGUUCCAGUGCCGGGGAACGGCGUGCCGUCUUCGCCCGCUCCGGUUGUGGCUAGCGACGCGCAGCUGAACUUCUCCCCCCACACCGAGGACACCGAGGACCAAAGCCAGCCUUGGUUACUCUCAGAUGAAGUCCAAGAUCGCCAGGACAUCGGCAAAGCGGACGACCAGGGAUGCUCCAGUCCGACGAACGCAAAGGAAGAGUGGUGGCAGCAACAGCUACUGGCAGAGCAGCGUGAGUCAGAAGAGAGGACGCGGACUCUGCGGGAGAGCACCCUGGCGAGCCUGAAGAGCCCGAGCUCCUCCCAGGAGGCCAAGGAGGCCGCGGCUUCCGAGAGCCCGGUUCCACCGGCCCAGCGGGCCCAGGUCGUCGUCGUCGGGGGCGGCAGCGCCGGGGCCCACUUGGCCUAUCGCCUCUCCGAGGACCCGAAGCGAGAGGUCCUCCUUCUGGAGGCUGGGCGCCAGGACAACUCCCCGUUCCUGCAUGUGCCCGUGUUCUACUUCAAGGCGAUCGGGAGCUCCUUCGACUGGAGGUACCGGACGGAUGGGGAGACUUCAGGGCUGAAUGGCCGAAGCCUUGCAUGGCCUCGCGGGAAGGUCUUGGGAGGUUCCUCCGCUCUGAACGGUUUGCUCUACAUCCGGGGCUUGAAGCACGACUACGAUGCCUGGGCUGCUGCUGGUAACCAGGGUUGGAGCUACGAGGAGCUCCUUCCCCACUUCCGCCGCUGCGAGGAUGCCCCCUUCGAUCAUCCUGAUCGGGGCACCGGCGGACCUAUGAGUGUCUGCGACGGCAGCUACCGCACGGACCUUGCAGAGCGGUGGUCGGAGGCUUGCGCGGAGGUUUGCGGCGUCCCCCGCGUCCGGGACAUGAGCCUCGUGGCAGCGGACCCCGAGUCCCAGGGCGCCGGGGUGGCGUACUUCUCCAACUUCAAGACCCCAGGCGGCUUCCGAUGCUCUAGCGCACUGCCUUUGCAUGAAGUUCGGCACCAGCGGAGCAAUCUCCACAUCCUCUGCAAUGCUGAGGCCGAGAAGUUGAUUCUGGAUGGCUGCCGCGUGGUGGGGAUCCGGGUGCGCUGUGGAAGCCACACAGAGCACGUGAUAAGUGCCGGGGAAGUGGCUCUCUGCGCCGGGGCGCUAGGCUCACCGCAGCUGCUUCUGAAGAGCGGCAUCGGAGCCCCGAGCAGCUUGGCAAAGGCCAAGGUGACCUGUGUUCAUGCCUUGCCCGGCGUCGGCGAGAACCUGCAAGAUCACCUCCAACUGAGGCCCAAGUUCCGCGUCCGGGCUCCCACCUUGAACUCGCAGGUGGGGCGCUUGGCGAGGUUCGUGACGGAAGGUGGGUUGCUGGGUUGGACAAGAGCGGCCCUGAGCAGCGCUGCUUUGCGUUACGCCUUCGAGUUCCUCAAAGACCGCACGGGGCCCGUGUCGAUGGCGGCCUCCCAGGUUUGCGCCUUCGUUCCCUCCGUCAGGAACUCGUCGAGUCCCCCGGACUUGCAGUUCCACUUCCAGCCGCUGAGUACCACAGGUACGCCGGCUGUAUUCUUGGACACCUUCGAUGCUUUCACCGCGUCGGUCUGCAUUCUCAGGCCUGAGAGCCGCGGCCGUGUCGAGCUGCUCCCGGACGGAAGGCUCCGGAUCUCGCCACACUACUUGUCAACGCCUGGAGAUGCCGCGCUGGCGGUGAAGAGCCUCGAGCUCGCCCGUGAGGUCUCCCGACAUCCGCUGCUGCGUGAAGUCGCUGCCAAGGAGGUGGAGAUGCCGGAGUCCUUGGAUGUGAACUAUGCGCGGGAGGUAGCUGAGACCAUCUACCAUCCGGCCGGAACAUGCAAGAUGGGACCCGACAGUGACGAGAUGGCAGUGGUGGAUCCCAUGCUGCGGGUGCACGGAUUGCAGGGCCUGCGCGUGGUGGACUGCUCCAUCAUGCCCACGAUCACUUCGGGCAACACGCACGUGCCGACGGUCAUGAUUGCCGAGAAGGCCGCGGCCUCCAUGGCGAUGCUCUGA
This is a messenger RNA of Symbiodinium sp. CCMP2456, 2583 nucleotides long. Lineage: Eukaryota; Dinophyceae; Suessiales; Symbiodiniaceae. The record is from the annotation of a GenBank genome assembly.